Leptopilina boulardi is the source of this 3591-nucleotide messenger RNA. It is a transcript of the gene mxt, whose product is annotated as eukaryotic translation initiation factor 4E-binding protein Mextli. NCBI's taxonomy places the organism in Eukaryota, Metazoa, Arthropoda, Insecta, Hymenoptera, Figitidae. The transcript has 12 exons. The coding region runs from base 158 to 1585 and encodes 475 amino acids. Gene Ontology annotation, biological process: positive regulation of translation; regulation of formation of translation initiation ternary complex. The record is from RefSeq and is a predicted model, not a curated record. Gene Ontology annotation, cellular component: cytoplasm; RNA cap binding complex. Gene Ontology annotation, molecular function: translation initiation factor activity; eukaryotic initiation factor 4E binding; RNA binding.
CGGACCAAUCAGUACUCUAGAAUUGAUGAUUUUUCAUUUUCAGCAAACUUUCUGCAUUGCCCUUGUUGUCAGUGUUUCGUUUAUCGUGGUUCAAGCAUUGCUGCAGCCGAGUAGCUGGAGUUAGCUGAGUGUGAGAACAACAUCAAAAGACAAAAUAAUGGCGACAACACAAAUGCGAGCUCGAAGUGUUAAAAAACUUGAGAAGCCACGGCCGCUAAAGCUGGCUCAGCGUCAAUCGACCCAAUCGACCGUCGACAAUCGGCGGAAUAAUCAUCCGACAAUUGAGGACAGUUUGUCCUUAAUCGACAAUGUAACCAUGCAGUUAAGCAAUGGUUACCACGAUGAAAUGUUGCAACCAAAAGUGAUUUUAAUGUGUAAUCACGUGAAGCUGUAUUCUUCGCAGCUGGAAACUAUUUACAAAGAUCAGCUUGACAGAGCCUUUGUAGUAAUAAGGAACGCCAGUCACGAUGGAAGAUUAGAUUUGACAACAAGAGUUCACUUGCUGGAACUUAUCGAACUCAGAGCCAAACAAUGGCACUAUUCCGACUCAUCGGAUGGUUAUUCUACGCAAAAAUUUACAUAUUUAGAUAAUCACCAUCAUAACGAAGCUAGAAGUCCAGAAACUCCAACAUUGCUGACAAUGCCACUUCCGUCGCCUUCAACUCCAGUUUUGAGACCAGGUGAGGUGAUUAAGAACAGCGGAAAAUUUGCGAAACCAACGCGGAUUCCUGGCAAAAAUUAUUGCAAGGAUGAAGUUAUUAUUCGUAACAGUGAUUCAGGAAAAGUGAUGGGAAUAAAAGGGCGACGAGUUCACAUGAUCGAAGAACUCAGCGAGACCAUCAUCUCCUUCCAGCGAGUGAACCCUGGAGCGAAAGAAAGACUUGUCCAAAUCACGGGAACUUCAGAGGACAAGAUACAUUAUGCGAAGGAUUUAAUUAAAAACACGAUACAACGAAAUGCGUCACCCGUACGACUUGAUCAAGGUGGAGGAGAAAAAAGCGGGAUAGGCGAUUCAAGUUCAUCAUUGAACAGCAGUGCGUCUGAUGAAAGCAGCAGACUGCAAAGUUCACGUUCUCGUCUUGCCCACAGCUUUUCCACCAACGACGCCAGUAUUGGCGAAUAUAAAUUAACGGUUAUUGUCGGUAACCAAUCUUUGAAAAUUUCUGGCUGUGAUUACAACCUCGUUAAGGCCGCGAAACAAAUUCUCGAAGAUCUUUUAUCUGGAGACGGAGAGCAAUCCAAUAGCGGAGUUGAAUUUUUCAGUCUUGAAGAAGAGGCUGCAUUCUCUCCUAAUAAUCAGUCCACUCCGCAGAUUUAUUCAAACGUCAAACCUCAACUUUCAGGCAGAGAAUUAAGUCUGGAAAGUAAUGCUACUUCUGAAAAUGAGGAAACUUAUAAAGCUCGUACUACAAAUUCGGAACCCGUGAAAAUGAAGCCGAAGAAAAAUGCAUCAAGGGAAUUAUCGUACGAAUUUUUAAUGAUGUGCUCCGAAGGGCCCUAUGCCAAGAGGGCUCCUGCAGAUUGGGCUCGAAUUCAAAAGGAGUGUCCCAACAUCAUACGCAAGCACACGUCUAGGGCUAUUUAAAAGGCACCGAUUCGCUGGUUCGAACCGGAGACUUAUAAGGCAAAAGUAGCUGCUGCUGGCCUUGUUACAAUACUACCUGCUGGUGAAGCAGACAACGAUCCUGAAUAAAAAUAUUAAGGAAGACUUAGAAAUUUUAUCGGAUUACAACCGUUUAUAACAUUGAUAAAUGUUUUUCUUUGGACAAACAAAAUGUAAGUCUUUAUACAAUCUUAUUGAGAUUAAUUUUAUCAUCAUUUGUUGAUGAGUUCAGAAAUGUUCUUUGAGAAUACAAUUGACGUGUAGGCCAAACAUAAUUAUAUUGUAAAUUAUAAUAAUGAUCGAAUUAUUUUAAUAUAAUUGUCAAAAUGUACGUUUUUUUAAUUUAUAUUUUUAUUCAAUGUAUUUAUUUAUUUAUUUAUUUCUUCUUCAUUAUUAUUUUUUAUUUAUAUUCUAUUUAUUAAUUUAUUUGUCCAUAACUUUAUUUUAUUGUUUUGCAUUUUUAGUUUUCUUAUAAAUGGCUUACUCGUCCUAAUUAUUUUUUAUUUUCUGUAAAUGGGACAUUACUUCAGAAUUGUCUCAAGUAAAAAAGAAAAGUUUUCGAAAUUUUGAGAUUUAUAUUUUAUUUUGCUUAGGGCAGUACAAGAAUAAUACCCCAAAUGCAAAUAUAUAUAUAAAUAUUUUUGACCAGUCGGAUUUUUCUAUUUUUUAAUAUUUUGAUAUAAAUAUCGUUGUGAAAUUUUAAUUUGUUAAAUUAUAAAAUUAUUGUCCUGUUAAUGAGUUAAUAAAAAUAAAUUUUGUAAAAAUAAAUUUGAGUAAAAUAUCAAUCAAUAAUUGUUAAAAUUUUAAUUGUGCGAUUUUUUAUUAUCAUUAUUAUUUGUUAUUCUGUAGGUGUUGAGUUUAUUUUUUGAUAAUGUCUAACUUCUUAGGAGAUUAAAGAAUUAGUCAGAUUCUAAGAAAUAAUAAAAAAAAAAUAUGCAACUAUCAUUGAAAAUAGAGAGCUCACAAAACUGAAUCUAAUCCUUCAUAAACAGUAACUGCUUUAACUGUCAUUUUAGUAUCAACAUAAUAGUAUGUACUUCGAAAAAAAGAAAAUAAUCCCGCAUAAUCAGAUAAAAAUUGUGCAUUAGUUAAUGAUAAAGGUAUUUUUUAUAAAAACUCACAUUUACCGCAAUUUUAGAAUUAAAAAUGUAACUGAACAUUAAAAAGAAUCAUAAAAAUGACAUAGGUCAAUAUGUAAUUAUUAUAUAUAUUACCAUAAUGUUUAGAAUAAAUAAUUUUUACGAGAAAAAAGACGUUAUGAAAAAAAAGAAAAUGUUUAAAAUACUAAUAUCAUGGAACUUAAGUGCUUUUAAACUUAAAAACUAAUAAUUAUUUUAUAGUCAAAAAAUAAAGUUAAAUUAAAAUUUUUACUUAAAAUACUUGUUUAGAGUUUAAGUGUAAUGAAACUAAAGUAAAUUGAGUUUAAUUAUUUAAGUUUACUUAAAACUUAUUUAUAUUAAAAAAUUGUUAAAACAUUUAUUUUUAAUACAUGAUUUUAACUAAGUGCAUAAAAAGCUUGAAACUCCACUUCGAGUGAAAUUAUUGAAUUUUUUCAAGUUGUCGAAUAAUUAUUCGAAUACUUGAACUUGACUUGAUUUUUUGAGCUUUUUCUUGCACACUCUCAAUAUUAACAUAAUUUCAGUAGCAAAAUUCUGUGAAAAGCACUCAUCCGUGAUUUAGUAUUCACAUAGUCUAGUCUGAUUAUCUAAUUUUAAAUAAAGAACUAAACCAAAUUAAUUAAAUGUAUGAUAAAUCUAUAAGUUAUUUUAUGUUUUAUAUGAUAGACGAAUUUUAUAAGUUUGUCUUUUGAAUGAUUGUUUACAGAUUUUUGUAAUUAAAUUCUCAUAGUAAUAUUUAAGGAUUAAUUGUAUUAAUUUCGAGAUUAAAAAUUAAAUCAGGUGUAGGUAAUUGUUUCGAAUGAAAAGAAAAUUGUUAGAAAUUUUUUUUACUGUAAUUCUGUUAAAAAAUAAAAAUCUUAUUGAAUCGUA